Pseudovirgaria hyperparasitica is the source of this 1185-nucleotide messenger RNA. Its product is annotated as flap endonuclease 1. Gene Ontology annotation, cellular component: cytoplasm; nucleus. Bases 1 to 1185 code for a protein of 394 amino acids. The transcript has 3 exons. Lineage: Eukaryota; Fungi; Ascomycota; Dothideomycetes; Acrospermales; Acrospermaceae. The record is from RefSeq and is a predicted model, not a curated record. Gene Ontology annotation, molecular function: 5'-flap endonuclease activity; DNA binding; 5'-3' exonuclease activity.
AUGGGUAUUAAGAAUCUCUUCCAGAUCAUCAAGGAGAAUGCUCCCGAUGCCGUCAAAGAGGGCGACAUCAAAAACCAAUUCGGCCGCAAGGUCGCAAUUGACGCCUCCAUGUCCAUCUACUCCUUCCUCAUUGCCGUGCGCUCCGACGGCCAACAACUCAUGUCUGACACGGGCGAAACCACCUCACACAUCAUGGGCAUGUUCUACCGCACACUCCGCAUGGUCGACGCCGGUAUAAAGCCGCUUUACGUCUUCGACGGUGCUCCACCAAAGCUCAAAUCCGGUGAAUUGGCAAAGCGCUUCCAGCGCAAGUCCGAAGCGCAAGAAGCACACGAGGAGGCAAAGGAGACGGGAACUGCUGAAGAGGUCGAGAAGUUUAGUCGUCGCACGGUGCGUGUCACGCGCGAGCAUAACGCCGAGUGCCAGCGUCUGCUGAAACUCAUGGGCGUGCCGUAUAUCGUUGCACCGACGGAGGCAGAGGCGCAGUGUGCGGUGCUGGCCAAGGGCGGGAAGGUGUUUGCGGCGGCGAGCGAGGAUAUGGAUACGCUGACGUUUGACGCGCCGGUGCUGCUACGACACCUGACAUUCAGCGAGCAGCGCAAAGAGCCGAUCCAGGAGAUACAUUUGGAAAAGGUGCUAGAGGGCCUCCAGAUGGACCGCAAGCAAUUCAUAGACAUGUGUAUUCUGCUCGGGUGUGACUACGUGGAUCCGGUCAAGGGCAUUGGCCCGAGCACGGCACUGAAGCUGAUACGCGAGCAUGAGACGCUGGAGGGUGUGGUAAAGUUCUUCGAGUCCUCAAAGAAGUACACUCUACCAGAAGAUUGGCCGUAUCAGGAUGCGCGUUUGCUGUUCCUCGAGCCAGAUGUUCGCUCAGUGGACCACCCGGAUUGUGACUUUAAGUGGGAGGCGCCGGACACGGAGGGACUUGUUAAGUUUCUCGUUGAAGAAAAGGGCUUCAACGAAGAUCGAGUGCGCAACGCUGCAGCAAGACUAUCGAAGAACUCAAAGAGCGCUCAGCAGAGUCGACUCGAGGGCUUCUUCAAACCCGUCGAGAAGACGGCAGAGCAGAAGGAGAGCUUGAAGAGGAAGAACGAUGCAAAGGUCGAAGAGAAAAAGAAGAAACAAAAGCAAGAGGCAAAGGCUAAAAAGGAUGCCAAAGCCAAACCACGAGCUGGUGGUGCUUGA